UAGCAGCAUGAGUCUUGAAAUGCAACAUUAUGAGGAAGCAGCAUUUCUCUUUUCCUUUGGCACCAAAACUGGACUGUGAGAAAAGAAGUGCUACAACUGAAACAACUGGAUCCACUGGAUCCAAACUGCAAAGGACCUUGCGUCCCCAGGGAAAACCCAAUAAAUAGUCUCCAAAUCCAGCUACCUUUUCCUUUGGGAUGGUUAAUUAUUACCAAGUCCUAGGGCUGCAUCAAAAUGCCUCACAAGAAGAUAUCAAGAAGGCCUACCGCAAGUUGGCAUUAAAAUGGCAUCCUGACAAGAACCCUUAUAACAAGGAAGAAGCUGAGAAGAAAUUCAAGACAGUUUCUGAGGCCUAUGAAGUUCUGUCAGACCCUCAGAAACGUUCUCUCUAUGACAGGCCUGUCAAAGAGCCAAGGUACAGAGGGAGAGGACCAUCUGAGGGACACUUUCACCACCCAUUUGAUUUCGACUUUGUAUUCCGCAGUCCUGAGGAGAUCUUCAGGGAGUUUUUUGAAGGAAUGGGCAUCUUUGAUACUGACUUUUGGGACAACCAAUUGGAAGAUGACAACAGUGGAGGGGAAAGCAGAAGGGAACCCACAAGUCUCUUUUCAGGACUUGGUGCCUUUGCCAAUUUUGGAUUCAAUGCACUUGGGUCUGGUGUCCACAGAGUGUUCUCAGGUGGGUCUUUUGGAGACGACAGCAGUGAAUCACAUAACAUCAGGUCUAUUUCGACUUCUACCGAAGUGAUCAAUGGACGAAGAAUCACCACACGAAAAAUUGUUGUGAAUGGGCAAGAAAGAGUUGAAAUCGAGGAGGAUGGUCAACUGAAGUCCGUAAGAGUAAAUGGAAAAGAGCAGUUGAAAUGCUAGUGAAAUGCUCUCCUCGUGUCUGUUCAAAAAGCAAUAACAAACUGCUUCAGCAAUCUUAAAUGGACUCUUGGUCCGUAAAAACGGAAUCCAACUAAUAAACUCACUGAGUUCAAGAUGUGUUUGGAAA
Messenger RNA from Pogona vitticeps (central bearded dragon), 996 nucleotides. The record is from RefSeq and is a predicted model, not a curated record. NCBI's taxonomy places the organism in Eukaryota, Metazoa, Chordata, Lepidosauria, Squamata, Agamidae.